UGAGCUUAACGAGUCUGCUGCGGCCGAGUCUCGCCACAGUCGGCGUGUGUACACUCCCCGCGGAACUCGUUUGCUGCCUGGCCGUGCGCCUAUAUACAGCUCCGGUCCGCGCGAUCGUCGUAUUGCGGCCUCUGUAUAAUAUUAUAGAUGUGCUACUUGUGCUCAAGUUCCUCUCUCGGCUUUUACAUCUUGCAUAUUGCAUGCAGUUUGCGUUGCCGCGUGUGCCUGGCUUGAUUCUCGACUCGGCGCUCUCCUUCGCCUUUUCAUAAACACACUUCCAUCGUGACAAACAUGUCUAAAAUACAUUCCAUGGUCUCAAGAAAUUGAGUUUACAUUUCACCUACCAUUUAAUGGAAAAACACUUGUAAUUUGAUGAUACACUUCACUAUGUUUAUUUAUCAAACCAUCAAAAUUCAGUAUCUUCAACACUUCUGUCAUCGCAACGUUGUAUAUAACUUACAUUAAGAAAUGCUGCUGGCCCCUACAAAAAGUUCUAGGAUAAACAGUCGUCUGGUUUUAACUUUAGCAGCAGGAUUAAUUUCUGGAUUUUUAUCAGCAUGUCUUCUAUUCACAGCCGCUAGGGAUGUACCAAAUGUUUUUAACUGGCUGCCGUCAAGUUCAUACAAAGAUCCUCACCAUUAUUCACAGUUGGAGCAUGAGGUGGGGCCAGAUGUAGAAGUUUCAUUUCACAAACAUGAUGAAGAUUUUCACAAAGGAGAAGAUGAAGUGGCACAGAAAAUGGCCGAAAAAGUACGAGUCUUAUGUUGGAUUAUGACGGGUCCAAAGAAUCAUCAAACCAAAGCUAAACACGUAAAAGCGACAUGGGGAAAACGAUGCAACAUUCUUUUAUUCAUGAGUUCAGAAGAAGAUGUAAGCUUACCAACCGUUGUGUUGCCAGUAAAAGAAGGUAGAAAUAAUCUGUGGGCAAAAACCAAAGAAGCAUUCAAAUACGUUUAUAACAAUUAUAAGGAUAAAGCCGACUGGUUUCUCAAAGCAGAUGAUGAUACAUACGUAAUUGUGGAAAAUUUACGAUAUAUGCUGUCGCCGUAUUCACCUUCGGAUCCGCUUUAUUUUGGGUGCCGCUUCAAACCGUUCGUAAAGCAGGGCUAUAUGAGUGGCGGAGCUGGCUACGUGCUCAGCCGUAAGGCCUUGGACAAAUUUGCUGAGUUCGGCUUGCCCAAUGCCACUUUAUGUCGCCCGGAUGCCGAUGGUUCUGAGGAUGUGGAGAUGGGCAAGUGCCUCGAGAACGUUAACGUCAAGGCAAUGGAUACGAGAGACCCUUUGGGUAGGGGUCGAUUCUUUCCCUUUAUACCGGAGCAUCAUUUGAUACCGAAUCACGUUGACAAAGACUUUUGGUAUUGGAAAUACAUCUAUUAUCAAGCGAAGGAUGGUCUUGAAUGCUGCUCCGAUAGCGCAGUAUCUUUUCAUUACGUCAGUCCGAACAUGAUGUAUGUUUUAGAAUACUUGAUUUACCAUCUUAGACCGUAUGGCAUUAAUAGAGUGACCAAAGAAAUUAGCACUGAAAGCUCUAGUAGCAAUCGACCUACAACUCGAUGAUGGUGGAUUCCUUAAUCAAAUCUCUAGUCGUACUCACACAAAGUCUGGGUCUAUAUGCCUUAUUAAACACGUAAUACUGUGGAUUAAAAAAAUCUUAUAUAAUAUAAGAAAUUUUGAAAAUCCAUCUAUUUUACAAAGUAAUUUAAGACACCAAAUUUCACGUAGUGAAAAACAGAAAAUAGAUCUUUGGCAAACACUGUUUAAUGUCAACUUGUGUGUAAAGUCUCAAACAGUGUUUUUUAGCUUUCAUAAAUGAUAGGUGAUUUUACACCAGAGUAAAUUUGCGUAGAGAAUUAAAUUUGAAUAUCUUUUACAUUUUUAACUACGACAAUUAACGAAAAAGUUUCGCUGCGAUAACGUUUGAAAUAUUUAAUAUCAAACGAAUCUAGUCUCGACGAUUAUUUGAUUAAUCGUAUAUGAUUGAAUAAACAGUUAACGAUGAAUAAUUAUUUGAAAUUUCAUCGUAAGCUUAAUGCGCUAUCGCUGUGAUAUUUGACGCUCAUCAAUGUGUCUUGCUGCAUCUUUCACGAACAUUGAUACUUCAAAAUCAUAAGAAUCUCAGGCGUAAAAAACGCGAUCGAGUACUUUUUGAAAGUUACGAACUGGGCUGGGCUUUUAUGUGAUUUUUAACUGCGUUUUUCAAAUAAAAAUUUUAUUUUUAUUUGGAGGAAGUUUUUUUUUUUG
Trichogramma pretiosum is the source of this 2241-nucleotide messenger RNA. It is a transcript of the gene C1GalTA, whose product is annotated as glycoprotein-N-acetylgalactosamine 3-beta-galactosyltransferase 1. Gene Ontology annotation, molecular function: N-acetylgalactosaminide beta-1,3-galactosyltransferase activity. The transcript is spliced from 6 exons. NCBI's taxonomy places the organism in Eukaryota, Metazoa, Arthropoda, Insecta, Hymenoptera, Trichogrammatidae. Gene Ontology annotation, cellular component: membrane. The record is from RefSeq and is a predicted model, not a curated record. Bases 469 to 1557 code for a protein of 362 amino acids.